This is a messenger RNA of Fusarium oxysporum Fo47, 1236 nucleotides long. RefSeq lists its product as uncharacterized. The coding region runs from base 153 to 1001 and encodes 282 amino acids. The transcript has a single exon. Lineage: Eukaryota; Fungi; Ascomycota; Sordariomycetes; Hypocreales; Nectriaceae. The record is from RefSeq and is a predicted model, not a curated record.
CAACUCUCCUCUUGAGCGAACUCAUCAUCACCGCGUGUCCCGGAGACUAUACGCUAUAGAUGGUUUGUGACAACACUGACUACUAACCUUGCAACCACUCCCAGUUUCCCAUCACAGAUCAGAACAGGACAGAACAGAAUACGCUUUUCAAAAUGUCGUACUUCAGCUCUCAGUUCUCUUCCUCUCCCGUCCUCACCAUGACUCCCCAACAUGCCCACCAGUCUAUGGGUAUGGCAAGCUUCGGACACCACACACCACCCCGAUUUGCACCUAUGCCAAACCAGUUUGCUGCUCAGCCCGUUCGACCUUCUGCAGCUGGUAGAAAGCGUUCCCGGGACGAGGCCUCUGAAAACCUUGAGCCUGACAUGAAGUCCCUGCCCGUUGAAGAGCCCGAAGAGGAAUGGAUCUACGGUCCCGGCAUGACCCUCAUCAAGAAGAGCACUCGCUACGUCACAGACGCCAGCAGUCAAUCCGGCACCUGGGUUGAGGAGAAGAAGGCUGCUGAAGAGGCCGCCAUGAAGGAGGCGCGCUCUCUGAUCAGAAACCCUAAGCUGCAGCGCGUAUCGCCCACUCUAUCAAGCGCACCUGCCGCCAGCACUUCUCCCCUCCAGUCUGAAGUCAAGCCUGCUACUGAGGGUCCCAUUGUCGAUAACUUCACUCUGCACCUCGGCAUUGGCUGGCGAAGAAUCAGCGAAGAAGAGCACAUCCAAGCCGCUGCUCGUGGUUGGGCUCGCUAUAUCGAAAAUCACUUCCCUGUUUCUAAUGCUCGAAUCCUUCUUGAGAGCAACGGUCUCCAGUCGUAUCUGGUGGAGACCAACGAGGGCUUCUUCCUAUUUGCCGAGAACCUCCGACAAGGCCAGCUUGUCAGCCAGACUGCUGAGGGCGCACUCCGAAAUCUUCGAUGCUCUCCUCCUAUCUUUGACGGAAUGGAGGUUCUUUCAGCAGCCGAAUCACCGCGACCAACCAACGCCGUCCCUGAUAUGGACAUGAGAAUGGACUAGAGAAACCUCGUCCGGGAACGUUCCGAAUUUUUUUUCUUGAUGCAUCUUGUACUUGCUAUUUACGGAGUUACGUGUUUGCCAUGCUUAUGGACUGGGAAUGGGAAUGGGAAAGGAGCCUUGGGAUGGACGGGAAAGAAAGGCUACCGAGAGCGAAUGCCAUAGACCGGAUAGUCAUGGCUUGAUAUCAUUUGAUUGCAAUUUACAUUAUUGAACAAAAACUGGUCUUGAAUGUGCC